Zasmidium cellare ATCC 36951 is the source of this 732-nucleotide messenger RNA. RefSeq lists its product as uncharacterized. Lineage: Eukaryota; Fungi; Ascomycota; Dothideomycetes; Mycosphaerellales; Mycosphaerellaceae. Gene Ontology annotation, cellular component: membrane. The record is from RefSeq and is a predicted model, not a curated record. Gene Ontology annotation, molecular function: opioid growth factor receptor activity. The transcript is spliced from 4 exons. Bases 1 to 732 code for a protein of 243 amino acids.
AUGGCAACCGACUCGAAGGACUUCGAGAAGAAGAUGACAGCUACAACAACAGAUCCAGACGAAGCAACGACUAGCAGCACGAGCAGUGCAGACGAGGAGGCAUCGAAGAAGUCUGACGACAGCGACGACGGUGGGCAUAUCCUCGCUAAGUCACGUCCGACUCCGUUCAUCGCUCGGUUCUACGGGGAAGAGCAUGCUGCCGACACUGAAGGCCGCACGCUUGACGACAUCUGCGCAUUCGACGACGACCAGCUCGAAUAUCAUCAUGACUUCAUUCAAGUCCUCUUUCCUCUGCCAGAGCGUUCUGGGGUGAACCGUGACGCACCCCUAAUCGACAAGAACACUCGAGACGCUUUCCUCGAGCAUGAGCACCUUCGCAAGAACCUGUUCAAAUCUUUCAGCCGUAUGGCUCGCUUCUACGCCUUCGAUGUCGAUGGUGACGAGGCCGAGCUGACUCUCUCUGCCGCCACGAACUUCAAGCAGCACGCGCGCAACACUUGGUUGACGUCGGUGGAUCACAACCACUUACGCAUCACCCGCAUCAUCAGGUGCCUUCGCAUUCUAGGCCUUGACCAAGUUGCCCAAACGUUCUACCAAGCUUUGGUCGAUAACGCCCGAGGUGUCAGCCCCAGGAGCCUGAUGUACUGGAAGAGAGCUGCAAAGCGCCCCCUGGAACUCCCGCCGGACCAGCCAGAUGGCAGCAGAGCUGUCGUUGAAUGGCUGAAGAGCUGA